AGAACCCAAGAAAGUUGCUUCUUCAGCUAUAAUUAAAUGCACUUCUCUCUCUUCAGCAUAAAGAAGCCAACAAACUCUCAUUUGCUUUGUACCCUUAUCUUAGAUUUACACAAUUCUUGUUUAUUUCUUAUUGGGGGUACUUGAAGAAGCAAAUGGGUGGACUUUUCACCUGCUGAAAAUGGAGGGGUCUGUCAGCUUCAGAUUCUUGGUGGGGGCAAUUUUUUUGGGGAUUUUUGUGGGUUGUGGCUGCUCUAUAGAGAAUGCUGCUGAUUCAGCUACUGCAGUGUAUAUUGUGACCCUGAAAAAAGCACAUUUUAAUGAAGAACUCAACUUGAAGAAUCAAUACCACUCCAGAAAUGGUGGGUCACAGAGAGUUAAUAGAUUUGACAAACCAAGCAACUUUUCACAUAUAGAUCACAUGAAUGGUUCCUAUGUUUCUCAAAUGCACGAUUCCUUAUUGAGGAGGGUAUUAAGAGGAGAAAAGUAUCUAAAAGUAUACAGCUACCACUAUUUGAUCAAUGGAUUUGCUGUGCUUGUAACACCCCAGCAGGCAUUCAAGCUUGCAAGGAGGAGAGAGGUGUCAAAUAUUGUUUUGGAUUUCUCAGUUAAGACUGCAACCACACAUACACCACAAUUUCUAGGUCUACCUCGUGGGGCAUGGGCUCAAGAAGGUGGAUAUGAAACUGCUGGGGUAGGCAUUGUAAUUGGUUUUAUUGACACUGGAAUUGAUCCUACACACCCCAGCUUCAAUGAUAAGUCACCUGAGCAAACAUAUCCUGUUCCUGAGCACUUCUCUGGCAUUUGUGAGGUCACUCUGGAUUUUCCAUCCGGAUCUUGCAACAGGAAACUUGUUGGUGCCCGUCAUUUUGCAGCAUCUGCUAUAACCAGGGGGAUAUUUAAUGCAACUAAGGACUUCGCUUCUCCUUUUGAUGGUGAUGGUCAUGGAACGCAUACAGCUUCUAUUGCGGCAGGAAACCAUGGAGUCCCCGUUAUUGUAGCUGGACAUUACUUUGGAAAUGCUAGUGGAAUGGCUCCUCAUACACACAUUGCAGUUUACAAGGCAUUAUACAAGAGUUUUGGUGGAUUUGCUGCUGAUGUCGUUGCUGCCAUAGACCAGGCAGCCCAGGAUGGCGUGGAUAUAAUCAAUUUAUCAAUCACGCCAAACAGGCGUCCUCCUGGUUUGGCGACUUUCUUUAAUCCGAUAGACAUGGCCUUGUUAUCAGCAGUAAAAGCUGGCAUUUUUGUGGUACAAGCAGCUGGCAAUACUGGACCAUCACCUAAGAGUGUUGCUUCCUUCAGCCCAUGGAUCUUCAGUGUUGGUGCUUCAACCCAUGACAGGGCAUACAGCAACUCUAUAUUGCUGGGCAACAACAUCACCAUAUCUGGAGUUGGACUAGCACCAGGAACAGAUGACAUGUACAUGCUGGUUUCUGCAAUUCAUUCUUUGAAUGACACAGCUGCUAAAGAUAUGUAUGUUAGUGAAUGCCAAGAUGCCAGUAAGUUCAAUCAUACGCUCGUUCAAGGGAAUCUCUUGAUUUGUAGCUACUCCAUCCGGUUUGUGCUUGGACUUUCCACCAUCAAACAGGCCUCAGAAACAGCUAUGAACCUUAGUGCAGCUGGAGUUGUCUUUGCCAUGGAUCCUUUUGUUAUCAGCUAUCAACUUAAUCCGGUUCCAAUGAGAUUGCCUGGAAUUAUAAUUCCUUCUCCAGAUGAUUCAAAGAUUUUACUUCAGUACUACAAUUCUUCUCUUGAGAAAGAUGAAACUACAAGAAAAAUCGUCAAGUUUGGGGCUGUUGCCUGCAUUUUGGGGGGAGUAACACCAAAUUUCAGCUUAUCUGCUCCGAAGGUUAUGUAUUAUUCUGCAAGGGGACCAGAUCCAGAAGACAAUUCUGUUGAUAAUGCAGACAUAUUGAAACCCAACCUAGUUGCUCCAGGAAAUUCUAUAUGGGCUGCUUGGAGUUCCCGCGGCGCUGAAUCGAUUGAAUUUCAAGGUGAAAACUUUGCAAUGAUGUCUGGUACAAGCAUGGCUGCCCCUCAUAUUGCUGGUUUAGCAGCCUUGAUCAAGCAAAAAUUUCCUACCUUUAGUCCUGCUGCAAUUGGAUCUGCACUUUCUACAACAGCCUCUCAACACAAUAAAUAUGGGGGGCCAAUACUAGCCCAGCGUGCAUAUGCCAACCCAGAUUUGAACCAGUCUCCUGCAACAUCUUUUGACAUGGGAAGCGGAUUCGUGAAUGCUACUGCAGCGCUGGAUCCGGGCCUUAUAUUGGAUACAACAGGGACAAGAUGAAGUAUUCAUUUGCCAGAAGAAAUAUGCUAAGGAAAUUCUCAAGAAAUUCAACAUGGAAGAUUACAAGGAGAUGAAUACUCCUAUGAACCAAAAAGAGAAACUAAGCAAGAAUGACGGAGCAGAGAAAGUGGAGGAAACGUACUUCAGAGGCUUAGUCGGUUGUUUGAUGUAUCUCACAGCUACAAGACCUUAUAUUUUGUAUGUCGUAAGCAUUCUAUCGAGGUUCAAACAUUGUGCUAGUGAGGUGCAUCUAAAAGCAGCAAAACGAGUUGUUAGAUACAUCAAAGGAACCAUCAAUUAUGGUGUCAAGUUUUAGAAAAAAUAGAUCUGAAACUACUUGGAUAUUCUGAUUGUGAUUGGGCUGGAUCUGCAGAUGACAUGAAGAGCACAUCUGGAUAUUGUUUCAGUCUUGGCUCAGGAAUGUUUUUGUGGUGCUCAAAGAAGCAGGACAUUGUGGCUCAAUCCACUGCAGUGGCGGAAUUCGUGGCUGCAACAACAACAGUAAAUCAGCAUCGUGGUUGAGGAAAAUUUUUGGUGAUCUGCACAUGAAUCAGACAAAGGGAACUGAAGCAUUUGUGGACAAUUAAUCUGCAAUAGCAAUUUCUCAUAAUCCUGUAUUUCAUGGGAAAAACAAAACACUUCAACAUCAAGCUUUUCUUCUUGAGGGAAGUGCAAAAUAAUGGUGACGUGAUUCUACUCUAUUGCAAAAUUGAAGAGCAACUGGCUGAUAUCUUCACCAGACCAUUAUCAGGCAAUAAAUUUCAACUUCUCAGGCAAAAACUUGGAGUUUGCAGCUCUUAAAGCAAGUUGAGUGUAUUGUAGGGUAGUUAUUUACUGUUUAGUGAUUAAAUUCUAUCUUAUCCUUAUCAUUAUCCUUAGUUUUUAAUUUUAUCCUUAGGAGUUGGUUUACUUGUAAACUCUUAUAAAUAUCUGUGUUAUAAUGAAGUAAGUAGUUUUGCUUUCAUAAA
Molecule: messenger RNA, 3255 nt
Organism: Solanum lycopersicum (tomato)
Lineage: Eukaryota; Viridiplantae; Streptophyta; Magnoliopsida; Solanales; Solanaceae
Product: subtilisin-like protease SBT2.2
Biological process (GO): proteolysis
Molecular function (GO): serine-type endopeptidase activity
Source: RefSeq, a predicted model, not a curated record